GGUACUUGGUCGGCUCGCCGUUUCUGAAACAGAGACGGAAAUUUCAUUUAGCUCGUUACCGCCGGGAACUUUCGCAGCGGCUGCGAUUAAUUCUCGCUCCUCUCUUUUUCUCAUCGCUGACGAGCAAUAAAACAAAAUACGUUCCGUCGAUUGCACUUCGUGCAAAUUUAAAUACCAACUAUGUUUAUUCAAAUCAAAUGUGGUACGAGGUCGUGUGGCAAAGGGAAUCAAGGAUAAUGAAAGUAAUUUCUCGUUUCGUUUCUAAAUACAGAAUUCAUUACGGUAAUCAGAACGAACUGCAAUUUUAGUUCAUUCAGCAAUCCAUUAUUGCAUACGUACUUUAAUAUCCGGAAAUAAACAUGGGAAAGGUCCCUACGAUAUUAUUAAAUUCUUCUUUCGAUAUCAUACGCCGUUUUGACAUUUAUUAAAUUCUAUAUUGAUGAACAAUAUUUCCAGGAAAAAAACAGCCGGGCGAUCCGCGAGAGGGAAAUUCAGCUUCCGAGAAGGGAAAUUGGACGAGAACGAUCCGGACGGACUUCUCGAUCGUUGUUAAAAUAGGACCGAGCUCGGAACCAUUAAUUUGCGUAGAUCCCCGUCGAAGGUGUCGCGAAUAAUGGCCUCGGCAGUUGUAGCUUUUAAUUUUCAUUCUAUUCGACCGGCAGCGUUUCAAUGGGCGAAAACAGCAGGCAGAGGGAGAGCGCGACUAGUUAACCAACGUGUCUCCCCGGCGCGCGUAAAUGCGGAUCGAAUCGCUUGUGCAACGUUGACAGUGUUCGAGCCCCCUUUUACCAACGUAAACUCGAACGACACGCGGAGAGACACCGUUUCAACGAAAGCGUCUCGAUAUUGUGUUCGAGUGGCGUCGAGUGCCGGUAGACCCCGUCUUUAGUUAUGCCACGUUAGUUACGCAAUGCUCACCUCGCGAUAAAUUAUGCCGCGUAUACAUCCUGCAGGACGAACGUUCCGAUCGAGCAAAUUUAUUCUCACGAUUGCUCGCGUGCAAAAAUUGUCCAUUAGCAAACUUAUUCGAAUCGCAGUAAAUGAAGGUGUAUCGGUGCUGCUCGUGGUGGAAUAUAUUUUUGGACAGGGUCGAUAACUUCGUCAAAGCAACUUUGAAAUAACAUUGUCCAUGAAAAAGUGUCUAGUUCAACUCGACCGAGUCAAAGGAGUAUUGUAUCGAGCGCAUUCCAUGUCAAAUAUUGACUCGUGCUAAAACUAAACUGCUCUUUUGAAAAGAUUUUUUUCACAAAAACCGCGGCUGGCAGUUCGACUAGAAAUACAAAAUUGAUACAAAGAGCGUUAUUUCCAUAGAUGCGAGAUUGCUCGGAACCUGAAUUAAAAAUUUAAUUACUUUUUCAUUCGACCGAGGAAUAAUGGCCUCCGGAUGGGAGAUAAUUAAUAUCCAUUGUCUCUUUAUUUAUGACUAAAAUUAAAAGUUACUUUCCGAUAAAUCGCGCAACGUUGAAUUAUGUCGUUAUACGUUAUUGGCUUCGUCGAGACUUAUUUUCAAUAACUGCAAUAGUAAAUACGAAUCGCGAAAACAACGCUCGUUACUCGAACUUGUAAUAGCACGCAAUCGAGAAAUCAAUUUUAUUCGCGAAGCUAAUUUCUGUUAGGUCUAAGCCGAAGAGGCACGAUCAAUGGGCGAAGUUUAGUGGCACGCCGCCAAACCGUACCGUCGAUCGAUCCUUUCGAAAAGUGACGUUCCCCGUGAAUUAUGCGAUUGCCUUUACGGACAUAUGCUACCGUUUCCAGAUAUUCACACGUAUCAACCGCGGUACUGCGGCCUGACGUUUGACUUGCUCCCGUUGGCAAGCCGAUCUCGCGAAAGGUCCCGGCUAUUACCAUUCGCCUUAUUUGCUCAGGCCUGUGGUUCUCCUUUCAAGUCCGCAUCAAACGCCGCGUAAUCCGGCGAUAUAUGAGCCUCAUUCGUAACUUGUAAUCUCGCACGAUAUGUUCGACAUAACUCAGAAUUAGCCCUUUAUAAACGUUGCCGCUGCUUUAGAACAAGAACCAUCCUUCGUACCAAUAAUUCCCCUGUCGAAAGUUUCCACACCGGAUACGAUACGAGCAUUUAUCGAACGAAUACUCAAUGAAAUUUACAACGUAAUUAUUCAAUAGCAGAAUGGUGAAAAUACCAAUCAUGCAGCUUCAUCUCAAUUCUGGUCCAUUUUUGAAACAGUAAGAUUAUAUGGUAUUCUUAUAAUAGCAAACGUACAGUUGCGUUGGGCGAAGGGUUCGUGUCCCUCGGUUCCGAUCCCUCGAAUCAAUUAUCAUUUCAUUCGUAGGAAAUUACCGAUAAUUCCAAUGGCUGUCAGAUUAGGGAUCGAUUUUCCAAAAAAGCGCAAAAAUGUUCAUGAGUCGACGUAAGCGGCUUAACGGCGCGCGUCCGCGGCAGCUGUCCUCCCGAUCUAUCGGAAACCCAUCGCUUUAUAUAUAUUGUUCAUAGCGCGUACGUUAAUCCUGUAAAUACCGAAAUUACCCGGGUAGGGCAGAAAAAGGCGCAGCGUAUAACUAUUCAUUCGCUCAGGUACGCGUGCACGCGUGUUGGCGGAUGAGGGGUUUCUCCGAACUCGCGACUAUCAUUCGAUGAUUAAUAUUCGCAUAUAAGUACCUUACGAUCGAUCAGUGGCAAAUAAUUAGAUGUGAACGUUCUCUUUAAUAAAAAUGCGUUACUACUCUCAAAUCCUGGAUAUGAUUACUGUAAUUCUGAUGUGAAUAAAACAUAUGUAUAGUAGAAUAGUAGAUUUAAAUAAUUCCUGCAACGUGAAAAGGUUUCUAUUAUUUAGUUUUUUCAUUCAGGUUUCGAAUUGAUUUUUUUAUUACAAGGUGCCAGUGUGAGAACAUCCACGUCCAUACAAAAGUCUAACAAUUUCGUGACUCGAACCAAGGCGAAGCAAUGCCUGUGGCGAGGCAAACAGGUACCACUCCACCUCGGUAAGAGUCUUGCCGAGACAUCUCGACAGUCUCGACGGUCUCGACACUUUCACCAGUCUCGAUGAGUGUCUGCUAGCAUAUGGAUAAUAUAUGAUAAAGUGGAUAGAUGUGGUUGUGUGAUAGGCCAGUACAUAUACCUCAUCUGUGCUUCCACGCACGAAAUAAUAUAAUCAUGUAUCCUAACUCCUGACCAAUCGUAAUUAAACAUAAUAGAUAUGAAGUUAGUAAAGUAUCGUUUCUCGAAUGUAGACGCAGUCCCAACGAAUCUGGUCUUGUGGCUUACUUCACAUGAAUGAUAUUUGUGUGUACGUAACCACGUGAACCAAGCAGCAACAGAUGUAAUUGAAUGUAGGCACUAUAAAUUUAAAUGAUACUGCUCUGAUGUCAGUUACUGAACUCGAAAACAUUUCCUACCAAUUUUUACAAUAAUAAUAUGGUACGACAUGAUUUAUCGUAUUGUAAUAAAAUGGAAGAAUUGAAAUGAGUGCAACAAUAUUUAUUUUGUUAAUAUUCGUCGAGUUUGUGUGAUCAUUUUACUGCUGUUUCACACUUUUUGCUUUUGUUUACAUCCUUAUCCUUCGCAUAAGGACAUGCUUUGGAAUUGAAACAAAGUAUAGAUAGAUACUACCGGAUUGCUAGAUUUCAGGAUUGUUACGUGACAAAGGAUGUCUAAUCAUAAGGAUGACUUAUUGCAUGAAGCAAACUACGGAAUACAUACUGGAAAAUGUACAGAAUUGAGUGAUAUCAAAUGGCAAGUUGACGACACCAUGGAGGAGAAUAAUUCGCAAAACUUCUGUUUAAAAUUGUCCCAAACUUCUAUCAUAUCUGAAACUGAAGUUACAAACGACGAUGAUGUGAUAGUGAUCAGUGAUUCUAGUUCUGAAUCAAGCUGUUCUCCUAAAUAUGUCUCCAGACUGAAAACGAUAGUGAAGAAGUUUCCUAAGAAAGAGAAAACAAUAUAUAUUAAUGAUUCUACAGAUUCCGAAAAGAGUGAAAAUGAUAACUAUCUGGAAGCAUGGAAAGAAAAUAAAAAGUCUGUUGUCAAUAAUUACCAGUGGAAGAAUACUGAAUCAGAAAAUAUGUAUACAUCUGAUGAAUCUUCUAGUAGUAUUGAUUUUCUUAAGAACUAUGUUGCAAGUUCAGAUAAGACUGGUAGUAGUUAUAUCUCUUGUACAACAAAUAGUGCUAAAACAAAUAGUCAGUCCGAUCUGAAUACAAGAAAUGAAAAAUACACAGCACCAAGUUCUGUCAUUAAUAGAAAAGAACCCAAGAAUUCUAAUGUCAAUAUUCAACCAACUAAGACUAUAUCUUCUAUACUUAAAAAUUAUAAUGAUAUUAAGAAAACCCUUACUCCAAAAGACACUAGGAAUAUCAUGAAAAAUAUCAAGUCUAAACGAAUAGUAUAUGAUUCACCAAAAGUGCGAAAGACAAAUGUGGAAUCUGAUGAAGAGGUAAAUGAUAAUAUCAGGCAUCCUGCUAUUUCGCCUAGAAGUCGACCUAUUCCUGAAACUCCGGUAGAUUCUGAAAACGAGAUCGUUCCAGAUACCCAAGAAAACUUAGGAAAUGGUGAAACUCAUGUGAGCAAGUAUUUUAAUACGCCAGCUGUGGAAAAAAACGUAGAUACAGUGUAUACUAAAUUAUCAGAGAGAAAGAAAGAGCAGAUCUCACAAUGGCUUAUGGCAAAUGUAUCUGAAUCUCAAGAUGAUAGUUUUAGCAUUGUGCCUCCCAGCAAUAAAGACGAUACAACCUCGGGUAAUAGUAGUUUAGAGAGAUUAGAAAGGAAUUAUGAAACUCCAAAUAACAGAGGAAGAAUACAUCAGCAGCCUGUUGAAAACGAAAUUAAACAUCCAGACACUAAUAAAACACCUGGGACUGUAGUACGACAAAAAACAAUAAAUGAGUUUGUUCAGAAAACGAAAGAUAAUAAAUUAAUUUUGUCUACAUCAAAAAAGACUAUUGCUAAGAGUAACGUUCUCUCAACUGCUAAUGAACAGAAAAAUGUGGACAUCAUGGACUGUGCGCAUAUAUUAGACAAACUAUACGGUAAAUCUUGGCGUGAUAAAGCUGACGUACUGUUUCCAAAUUCUGAACCACGUAAGCAAGCGGUUCCUGUAAAAAGUAGAGCUGUUCAAACUGAAAGGAAACAAAUAAGGAGGAAAAAAUCUUAUAUAUCAGACACAGAUGAUGACUCUGACACGUCCUUAAAGGACUUAAAUGUACAAAAUUCGCCAAGGAAACAAACCGUUCAGAACACUGUUAAACGAAAAGAUAGCUUCAUUAACGAUGAGAGCUCAGGAAGUGACUCGGAAAGUUUGUAUUAUACUGCAUUGACAAAUCCUAGAACAUCAGCGAGCAGUACACAAUCAAAAUCAAAAGCUCCUCCCAUCAACAAUCGUUUGUUCGUAAUAUGUGAUACGGACACAGAAGAUGAAAAUCAGAAAAACAACAGAGAUCAAGGGUCUAAUGUAAGAGGAAGGAAGUUAUCAUUUAGUAAUGAUGAAAGCGAAGAUACAAGUACCAGCGAAUUUGACCCUGGCGAUAUCGUGCCACCUAAACCCACUUCUAAAAAAGGUUCCACUAAAAUUGUACGUCAAUUACCUAAACCAACUGUUGAAAGUAAAACAAAUGUUGAUGCAUCGAAGUACAAGAAAUGUAACAGUUUCUUGGCAUCGUUAUCUGAAAACGUCCCUAUCGCUGAAGCGCAUCCAGAUGCUAAGAAAUAUAGACUGAAUUUUAAAGAUAACAAAGAGAUGUUGUGCACAUAUUUGUAUAAAUUAUAUAAUGAAAAAGUAUUUGACAAGCAAUUGCCUGAAAAUAUGACUAUAGACUGGAAUAUUCGCAUGAGAGGAACCGCUGGUUAUUGUUACAACAAGAAAUCAGUGAGGACACUCGGUGGUGUCGUAAGAUCGUCGCGAAUAGUUUUAGCAACGAAGAUUUUAGAUACUCCUGACAGACUGAGAGACACUUUGAUUCAUGAAAUGUGUCAUGCUGCUGCCUGGUUGAUAAAUGGUGUCUCUGACGGACACGGUCCACUCUGGACGCAAUGGGCUAACAAGGCUAUGCGAACAUUUCCUGAAAUACCGCCAAUUAGAAGGUGUCACGAUUACAAGAUCAAAACCAAAUUUACGUACAGAUGCGUAGGCUGCGGAUACAGCAUCGGUAGACAUUCUAAAUCAUUAGAUGUGGAAAGAAAACGCUGUGGUCAUUGUUACGGUAGAUUCGAGUUGCUAUUAAAUAAGACAACGAAAUCUGGUACUAUUCAAGUGCAAACACCGAAGAGAGAGCCUUCCAAAUUUGCGCUUUUCGUGAAAGAGAACUACAAUUCCGUGAAAAAAGAGCGUAACAUGAGACAUGGCGAGGUGAUGAAAAUUUUAGGUCAGCAAUUUUCUGCAAUUAAAAUUGCACAGCGACAGGAAAUCAAUGAAAACGCAGAUACUCCUUAUUAAAUAAGAAACGGGAAUUAAGCAUUGUUAUAAAUGCAUUUUAACGUAUUUAUAGAUAUAGAUUUUAACUUAAGCUAUUUUAAUUUUAUGGUUUUUACAAUUGACAUGACUUUACCAUUACAGGCAAAAAAUGUGGCACUCUACAUUUUUCUUAUAAGCGAGAUAGACACCUACUAUAAAUAUUUUGUAUAUUUUUUUUUAUGAACAGGCUAUUCAUACGUGAUACAUACUUGUAAAGUUUUGUACCAAAAUAUCUAAUAAAUGAUUUAAACAAAUCGAAUUGUGAUCUUUCAUAAGACUAAAGUUGUGACUCAAGCUAUCAUCAUUAUCUAUUGCCUAUCAAACCAAACUCGUCGGUGUGCCGUUAUAGCCAUUUACCGACUUCCUCGGUGCCGAUUACCACUGAAAAAAGCGAUUGUCAAUUGUUUUCAGCUUCAUUGGACUAUUCCAACAAUUACACUGCCACUCUUUAACAAUAUCUCGCCGGUGACGCGUGUACUGCUUUACUUUUGAUUAAUUUAAAGUCUGGCGCAUGGAUCCUAUCAAAUGUGGCAGAUUCUCACGACGAGGGACUCGGUAAAUCGUUUCAUAAGAACGAGACUUGAGAUUUUUCGCGUGUUUCCGUGCGCAUGCCUUAGAUCGACGGUGUGGCGGCGGCAUCAACAGCGCACUCUAAAAACAGUCGAGCCGAAGAUGGCGACGUGCAAGUGGCGGUGUCGGUGCGGUAUUUAAGAGAAAGGACCAUGUUGUUGCCGCAGUGUUCGCAGUGUUUCCGUGAUCCGCAUUGAGUUCGGUGCAAAUGUAGGAAUGU
This is a messenger RNA of Ceratina calcarata, 7191 nucleotides long. Its product is annotated as Germ cell nuclear acidic peptidase. Bases 3603 to 6383 code for a protein of 926 amino acids. NCBI's taxonomy places the organism in Eukaryota, Metazoa, Arthropoda, Insecta, Hymenoptera, Apidae. The transcript has 9 exons. The record is from RefSeq and is a predicted model, not a curated record. Gene Ontology annotation, cellular component: nucleus.